AUGAGGCUGGUCCUAAUCAAACCUACCAAUGAGACGAGUCGGCUCGAUUCUUCUGGGGCUGAUCGCAAUGAAUGGGUGUCGGUGCUUUACAACGCAAAGGAGCAGCCACAACAAGACACGGCUAUUGAGGGGAUGCGGCAUCGAUACGCGGGAGCUGUCUGCCAGCACCAAAUCCCUGACGCGGAACAUCGCAAAACUCAGAGCAUUUCAACGCGUAUUCAGAAAGGAGAGCAGAGUCCAGUCGCUCCACUCUUUAGUUUACCGCCCCCACCUCCAUCGCUGAAGGAGCGUUUCACCGCCUCAUAUCAUCAGAGCCACCGUGAACUGCCUUGUCCGGACCGCGCUAAGAAAGGUGUCCAUGACUGUCAGUCGCAACACAGCAAGCCCCCACCUUUGACAAACCACGGCAUAGUCCAGCGACCUUUACACCAGGACUGCCAAUCUGGUAACCAACAGUUACAUCAAAAGGAGAUUGUUGGGCCCUCAACCGGCUGUCAGUCUGAGUCGGAGGUGUUCUCUCAGAGCCGCCACUGCAGUUUUUUUACGGAGGCGAACCAUUCUCCUCAGCACAAACUCUUCAUUUACCCGCAGCCCUCCCCAUCUGAGCUGCUGCCGCCGCCUCUGUCUUCGCAGAUUUCCAAUCGGGGGGAUAAUUUCCAAAAGAGUGCUAAUUAUCGACAAGACAUUGUGCAACGGUGCAGUGGAGAAGGCGGGCGUCGAGACCAAAACCAGUUGCUGCAGCAACACUGUUAUAAUAAAAUAAGGCUUCAACAAAAGAACCCCUCUUCGAAGUCAGCUCUAUCAAACUCCCGUCAAGGACAGAUAAAUGAUUGUGUGGAAAUCGAAGAGGGACGGAGAUUAAUUGAGUCUCAGGCUCAAUUACCACAAUUGCGGGCUCAACGACAAUUACUUGUGGGGAGCAGCCUGCCUAUCAACUACUGCACCAACGGAUCAGGAGAGCUGUGUAGGAAUAACCAGGCUCUGCUGCUGCAUCAGCGUCGAGAGCAAGACGCACACGGGCACAGCCUCCAGUGGCAGCAACAAGGUCCGCAGCAGGGUGACCGAGACAGUGGUAAACUAGGGAGGAAAAACAUAUGUGAUCAGCAGCAGCAGCGCGAUAUAAAAAACGAUAUAAAACAUGUACGCCCUUUAGUGAGAAAUCCUUCGGUCUCCAGCAGCGACAAUAGCAGCCCCCCUUACGGCUCCAGCAACCAACUGUGGCCAGAAACCCACGACCAGGAAGCAAAGCGGAUUCGAACUAACAAACAUAAGGCCCAUGCUGAGCAGACAAAGCUGAGCCAUGCUGGAUCCAAGCCCUGCCUCUCCGAGAGCAGUCACUCACUCCCUGAGAUAGCCAUGAACAGCUGCAAGUUCAAUGGGGGAGUGGUAAGACCACUGGGCAGCCUGGCGGCAUCACGACGCAACCUAGCAGAGCAUGACUCUGAGACACAGCCACUCCAGACCCUACAGAGCUCAGGCCUGGAGGUGGUGGUCUCCAAGGGCAACGGAGAAGACCCCAGCAAGGCGUCCAAUGAGAGCCUGGUCAGGGAAGGCAGCGGUGGUGGCGGCGGCAGUGCUGCGCCACAUAAAAAGAACAAAGAUAUUGGCUACAAGUUGGGCCACAGGAGGGCCCUGUUUGAGAAACGCAAGCGGCUCAGCGACUAUGCCUUGAUAUUUGGUAUGUUUGGGAUUGUCGUCAUGGUGACUGAGACUGAACUCUCCUGGGGGGUUUACACUAAGGAAUCUUCAUAUUCAUUUGCACUGAAAUGCCUUAUCAGCCUUUCCACUGUUAUUUUGCUUGGUCUUAUAAUAAUGUACCAUGCCCGGGAAAUCCAGCUGUUCAUGGUCGACAAUGGAGCAGAUGACUGGAGGAUAGCCAUGACAUAUGAGCGGAUCUUCUUCAUUGUGCUGGAGCUUCUGGUGUGUGCCAUCCACCCAAUCCCGGGCCACUAUGUCUUCACCUGGACUGCGCGGCUGGCCUUCACCUAUGUGCCGUCGGUGGCAGAUGCUGAUGUGGACAUCAUCUUGUCCAUCCCCAUGUUCCUACGCCUCUAUCUGAUCGGCCGAGUCAUGCUGUUACACAGCAAGCUCUUCACCGACGCCUCCUCGCGCAGUAUAGGUGCCCUCAACAAGAUAAACUUCAACACGCGCUUUGUCAUGAAGACUCUCAUGACCAUCUGCCCUGGCACUGUGCUGCUGGUUUUCAGUAUCUCCUCCUGGAUCAUCGCUGCCUGGACCGUGCGCGUCUGUGAGAGGUACCAUGACAAACAGGAAGUCACUAGUAACUUCCUGGGAGCUAUGUGGCUUAUAUCCAUAACUUUCCUGUCUAUUGGCUAUGGAGAUAUGGUCCCUCACACAUAUUGUGGGAAAGGCGUCUGUCUGCUCACAGGGAUCAUGGGAGCUGGCUGCACUGCACUUGUAGUUGCUGUGGUGGCCAGAAAGCUAGAGCUGACCAAGGCUGAGAAGCAUGUCCACAACUUCAUGAUGGACACACAACUCUGCAAACGAGUAAAGAACACAGCUGCCAAUGUACUCAGGGAAACAUGGCUUAUCUACAAACACACAAAGCUAGUGAAGAAGAUUGAUCAUGCCAAAGUGCGCAAACACCAGCGCAAGUUCCUACAGGCCAUUCAUCAGCUACGCAGUGUGAAAAUGGAGCAGAGGAAACUCAAUGACCAGGCUAACACACUCGUGGACUUGGCCAAGACACAAAAUGUGAUGUAUGACCUGGUGUCGGAGCUUCAGGAGCGGAGCGAGGAACUGGACAAGCGCAUUGGCACACUGGAAGACAAACUGGAUGCUGUGACAGGCAGCUUGCAAGCUCUGCCUUGUCUCAUAUCCCAAGCCAUAACACAGCAGCAGCAGGACCUCCUGGACGGCUUUGUGCACCGCUUUCGGCCCGGCUCGUUGGGCUCUGAGCGUUCCUGGACCCCCUCCAGACGGCGGCGCUCUCCUUCCACUGCACCACACACCUCCUCCGACAGUGGCUAG
Messenger RNA from Chanos chanos (milkfish), 2991 nucleotides. RefSeq names its product potassium intermediate/small conductance calcium-activated channel, subfamily N, member 1a (gene kcnn1a). Gene Ontology annotation, biological process: potassium ion transport. Gene Ontology annotation, molecular function: small conductance calcium-activated potassium channel activity; calmodulin binding. The record is from RefSeq and is a predicted model, not a curated record. Bases 1 to 2991 code for a protein of 996 amino acids. The transcript is spliced from 9 exons. Gene Ontology annotation, cellular component: membrane. NCBI's taxonomy places the organism in Eukaryota, Metazoa, Chordata, Actinopteri, Gonorynchiformes, Chanidae.